Molecule: messenger RNA, 906 nt
Organism: Fimicolochytrium jonesii
Lineage: Eukaryota; Fungi; Chytridiomycota; Chytridiomycetes; Spizellomycetales; Powellomycetaceae
Product: translation protein SH3-like domain-containing protein
Exons: 1
Coding region: 1-906 (301 amino acids)
Biological process (GO): cytoplasmic translation
Cellular component (GO): large ribosomal subunit; ribosome
Molecular function (GO): RNA binding; structural constituent of ribosome; transferase activity
Source: RefSeq, a predicted model, not a curated record
AUGGAAAACAAGUUUUGGAAGGUGGUGGGAAAUAUGAAGGUGUACAAAAACGUCUCCAACGGUUCUCGCAAUAGGCGGCACCCGACUCGAUUUCACUUGUGGAAGGGCAGUUGCAUCAAGCGCCUCUCGUACGGCAAACGAUCCACCGGUGGAAGGAACAACACGGGCAAAAUCACCGUUCGCCAUCGCGGUGGAGGACACAAGAAGCGUGUUCGUACCGUCGACUUUCUCCGAAACACUCCUGGGCCCCACGAAGUUGUGCGGCUCGAAUACGAUCCGAACAGGACUGGCGAGUUGGCCUUGCUCCGUAACCUUUCGACCAACGAGUUCAGCUACAUCAUCCGGCCAGCUGACGUGAACCCGGGAGACAUCGUUCAUUCUUGGCGUAUGGGCAUUCCUACGCCGGUGGAUGGGGAGGAACCAUUGGCGAAGAACCAGAUGAUUAGGAAAGGCAAUUGUCUAAAGCUGAAGGAUAUUCCCGUCGGUACAGAGAUUCACUGUAUCGGACUGAAGCCGGACGGGCCGGGUAUCAUUUGUCGAUCGGCUGGCGGAUCUGGGCAUCUGCUUUUCACCGCGGACGAAGGCAUGGCGCAGGUUAGGCUCUCCAGUAAGGAGGUUCGCCUGAUUUCCGUUGAAGCCUGUGCGACCAUCGGGGCUGUCGGCAACGAGGCUCAUCAACAUCGAAACUGGGGUAAAGCCGGUGCGCGGAGGAGAAAGGGUUGGAGACCAUCUGUUCGUGGUAUUGCCAUGAACCCAGUGUCCCAUCCUCACGGAGGUGGUGGAAAGAGUAAGGGUGGAAAGCCACCUAGAACUCCAUGGGGUGUGAAGACCAAGGGUUGGAAGACGGUCAGGAGAAAGAAGUGGUACGUCAUUCGCACGAAGCGAGAGGCGAGGUUGGCACGGUAG